GCACAUGCAUCCCUGGUGUCAUUAAUGUUUCAUCUUCUUUGCUGAGGGGGCUUCCUGCAGCUUUAGCCCACUCACCAUCUCCACUAGUCGGGGUGGGGUGUGGGAGUGGACUAACCAUAGUGCAGUUUUCUGAUGGGAAGCUGAGAAAACCCACAAAACCCUAGUUGUUUCCUCCGUGCCCAAACACCUGCUGCCCAUGUAACCCCUCAUCCUUGCUACUCCUGUCCUGUCAAGUUGUAAACUUUGGAUACCUGUGAUACUGGAGCCCGGACACACACCCUGGAGGCACAGACAGGAGGUGGAAGGAUGGGUACAUUCCUCUUCCUCUACGUUGCUGUGUCUCUUCUGAGGACAACAUUCAGCUGCCCUGAGGCAUGCUCCUGUGUGGAUAAAUACAAUCAACAGUUUGCUGAUUGCACGUACAAGAAGCUACAAAAGGUUCCAACUGGGUUCCCUUCCAAUGUCACCACCCUUAGUCUUUCAGCCAACAAAAUCAGCUCACUAAAAAAAUCCAACUUUGUUGGGGUGCCACAGGUGACAUCACUGUGGUUAGCUCAUAAUGAUAUUAGUUUAGUAGAAAGAGGUACUUUGGCAACGUUGGCUUAUCUUAAAAACCUGGAUAUUAGUCAUAACCAACUAGUGGAAUUCCCAUGGGAGGAUCUAGCCAGCCUCCCUGCCCUCCAACUGCUAAAAAUGAACAACAACCGUAUGGUAAACCUACCCAUGAAUGCCUUUGAUAAUUUAAAAGAUCUUAGGUCUCUCCGAAUAAAUAAUAAUCAUUUUAAUGUAAUUCGCGAAGGAACCUUCAAGCCUCUUGCUUCUCUUCUACAUAUUCAGAUCUACAAUAAUCCCUUCCAGUGCACUUGCUCACUCGUGUGGCUGAAGAAAUGGAUUGAGGAAGCUCAAAUCACUGUAGCAGACAAGGACUUAAUUGUAUGUAGCUCCCCUGAAGAGCUCCAAGGGAAGGCACUUAGUAAAAUUCCGGAUUUGCCAUGUAGGGCCCCUAGUGUACAACUAAGCUACCAUCCUAAUCUUGAUAGCACUGAGUUAUAUGAUGGAUUUACUCUCACUUUACACUGUUUGGUCAGUGGUAGCCCCAAGCCAACAAUCCAGUGGAAAGUUCGCAAUUCAACUCAAGAGACUGAGCUUAAAUUGCCCAGUGAUGGGGCCAAAGGCGAGUUAUCUGGAGAUUUUCUGGUUUAUCAGAAUGGAACACUGGUCAUUCCUCACCUUAGCAAGAAAUUUGAAGGAGCAUAUACUUGUAUAGCCACAAAUGAGAUGGGAAGUAGCCAGAGUUCGGUCAAUGUCUCUGUGGCAGGAAGUCAGAAAUAUCCCACAAAGGUUGAGGAUCCAGCAUCAGAAAAGAUACCUACAGAUACUAAAAAAAUUGCAGAUAAGGAACUGGGAAACAGUGUUCUUAAAGAAGAUAAAACAGAGGAAAAAUCGAAUUCCAUAAUACCAACAGUGUCAACUGCUGGUACUGAGAAUAACAAGAUAAACACCAUUGAAAACUUUCACUCAAAUGAGAAGAAAUGUGGACCUAGUGUAGGAGGCCUGCAUGUUUCCAACCAUGCCUUUAAUGAGAGUAGCAACUUGAAACCUCAUGUGUUUGAUCUGGGUGUAAUAGCUCUGGAUGUAUCAGAGAAAGAAGCAAAGGUACAAAUAACUCCAUAUAAUACACAUUCUGGUAAACGGAACCUAAAGAUGCUAUACCUCUGUCAGGAAAGUCCUAAAGGUUUUACUUUGGUUCAGUGGUCAGAAAUUGAGGAUCGAGUAAACUCCUACUGGUUUCAAGGUCUAACACCUGGCACCAACUAUUCUGUAUGCCUAACGUACAAAGGAGAAGACUGCCAAGUGCAGGUGGUUUUUACUACUAAAAAAGAAGUGCCCUCUUUGAUCAUAAUCAUUGUAGUCAGUGUUUUUCUCCUUGGUUUGGCCACCAUACCUCUAGUGGGAGCCACAUGUUGUCACCUGCUUACUAAAUAUCACGGUAAAAAUUAUAAAUUAAUAAUGAAGACCCACAAACAAGAUACAAUGGAGAAGCAGAUGUCUGCUGAUUUUGACCCUAGAUCAUCUUAUGUGGAGUCAGAAAAGAAUUUUGACCCUAGCGAAGCUGUAAGAGAAGAAGGAGAAGCAGAGGCAGAAGCAGCACCUUCAGAAGAGGUUGAGAAAGAGGUUGAAGGAAGUGUAUUAGAUGAAACCCUUCCAAGCUCUGAGUCCAAAACCAACCACGAAGAUUUUGAGGUGGGAUCUGAGUACAGUGAUAAGCUCCCUCUGGGAGCUGAGGCUGUGACCAUCUCUGAAGAGAUUAAUGGUAACUACAAGGAGUCUGCCCGCUGAUAUGUCACAAGGUAUCAAGAAAUCACCUUCAUUCAAUCCCUUUGAUUUAUCUGCCAAUGUGUUCAAGAGUGAGACCUUCUUUAAUUCAGUAACCCAUCAGUAAUCCUGUGAAACCCCUGCAAGAAUAAAAACCUGAAUUAUCCUCCCAGUCUCUCCAGAAAUGUGCUCCUUAUCAAGAAUUUACAGGUGAAAGGAGGAGCGCAAGGCAUUCACGCAAGUUAAGAAGUGCAAUGGAUAAACUUUACUUAAUAACUAUAAUGACAGUGUUCUCACUAGUGUUUUUGAGCCUAGGCAUACAGCAAAUCAAUUUUCACCAAUCCAAAGCCUCAAUGAAUAGGUUCUGCCCAUCACAGCAGUAGACAGCUAUGCUGGUGGGUUCAUAACACUGCACAUUUGUAUGCAUGCCCUGUGUGUCGCAUAUCUGUGUGCAUCAAAGUGUUAAUGUAGCAAUGUUUGUGAAUAUGCCACAAAAUGUGUAAUUUAGGCUAGUCUAUAAAAAAAGUGUCAAUGUUUUGCCAACAGGUGAGUGCACAGUGCGUAUAUAUAUAUAUAUUUACAGGUAAAUGUAUAUAAAAGAGUGUUUCUGCAGAGAGCACUUACAGCAUACCAUGGUGUAUACCUGCCUACAAAACCACAUACACAUACCUAGCAUCUUAAUUAUUCGCAGUUUAUCUUAUUGUUCCAAGCAUUUGCUACACAUCUACACAUUAUUUCAAUUUAAUGAGCCCCUGAGGAUUUGCACAUUCAAAAGAUCAAAAAAAUAUUGUUUAUUCAUUGGAGUCUCAAAACCGAGAUGAUGAAACAGUAACUUUUAAUAUAAUGGGCCUAUAAUUCUACUACAGUAUACAAAUCUUUAUCAUCAAAUCCAGACUGCAGCUACCCAACCCUUUUAGAAGUCAUAUAUAAACCAGGACUAAAUAUCUACUGAAUUCUAUAAUGCAUGAUCAGAUGCUCUCCAUCAACAAUUAGAAUAGAAAAUCAGAUCUAUGUGAAUCCCAAGGAGAUCUAAUUACAGUAAAACUAGAGGAUUAUGGCGGAAAAAUGAGUAAUAAGGGUGCACCUGCACUACAUCUCUUCUGAGCUACAGUACUAUACAACCUUCUAACCGUGCCUCUUGGGACUACACCACAGUCCCUCUGCUGCAAGUCAAAAGGACACCCAGUUAACCUCUAACUGCCCUGAUGAUAGCACAAUGUUUCUAUGGAGCAAAUCUUUUAUCUAUAGUCAGAGGGUAUAAAGGUGCAGUUUGGGGGCCUUCAUCAUCAUGGAUAAACUGAAUCUGGAAGUCAACUUUGGACAUAGCCUUCAGUCUACUAUGGACACAUUAUUUGUUUUCAUUUCUGUAGGCAGCAUUUAUAAUGUUCCAAAUAGGAAUCAGUUACGUAUGUUAAUCACAGUUUUUUAUUAUUACAGUGUUUUUAUGCUUUUUUUAUUCCGUAAUGAUAUUAUAUUUUAGCUGAUAUUAUAUGUCGCUUUCGGGUAUAGUGAGUCCAGUUUAGUCCAAUUUUACAACUGGGAUGCUCAGUUGGGUGGAAAAAGUGGAGACGCAUAAUUUUAUUAUAAAUUAUGAUCUACAUUUGAAUGAUUGUUAUUGGACCCACAGGGCCACCAGUGUAUAUUCUUAUUGUCAAUUUUACAAAUCUUUGACUAAGGUUGCCAGAGACUGGCACCUAAUAUGUGAACUUGUUACUGCAGGUAUGUACCAUAUUUACAGUAUAACAACAUAUACUGGGCAUACAAUCUGCAAAUGUCUAUACUGCACAUAUCCAUGCACUUAAUUGUAACUGUCUCAGUGCCUGAACCAUAUCCAUUGUUAAAGAUUUUUACCUUUCUACUAAUGUUUUGUUGUGGUUUGAUACUUUAGAUAUUUUGAGUGUUUUUUAUUUGUUUUUAUAAUAGUGACUUCUUUGAAUAUUAGGGGAAUAAUAUAAGUGUUACACGGGACAGUUUUUAAUAACAUGGUGCUCAAUAUACUAACUUCUGGAAGAAGAUUUUUGAAAUGUAGAAUAUCUCAGAGGGUCACUGACCGAAAAACAUUAGGAAAGUUACGGAGCAUAGGCAACAUGUAAGUUAUUGUUUUAUGAUAUAAAACACCUAUCAUAUCUACUCAAAUAGAAUUCUCUAUCAAGGAAACUUUACUAACUGAGGGUAAGCAGGUGUGCAUUUUUUUGUUAAAUAUAUAUAAGGAUAUUAGAUUUCUGCACCUAUAAUCUCUUCCAAGUUUAACAAGUUUACUAAUUUUGAGGGAACUUUCAGAGACUAGGACCUGUUAGGACAUGGACAUAUAAAUCACAUCAGCAUCUGAUCUUAUAACCACAAUUGCAAAGAAAAAGUAACAUAGCUGACCAUCAUGGGUGGAGUGGGAACAUGUGGUCCUGGAAGAAUCCUAAAAGUGGUCCCAUCUUGUAGGCAGGUCCAAAUUAACAGAAAGCGGGACAACAGAAGUUGGCAGGGACAGCUGAAGUAGGUGAGGCCUGCAAUACUAUAGAGCACCACAAAAUACCACCCCAGCAGAACCAAAUAGCACAGUGCAGCAUAAAAUACUGCAGCGUUCACCACAGUAGUUAACUGUAUCACUGCCCUGAGGAUGGUAAUUCAGUGGAGUUCAGGAAGGCACCUGCGGCCAUUGGCCAGGUGCACAAUUACCUGAUGCUUCUAGCAUUAAUUAAUACUUAGAACAUCAGAUUGGAAAUUUUCCUGUAAGGUCUAUGGCCAGUCCCCUCCUGCUGACCGUAGUAACCAGGGUGGGCUGGUGGAGCAUGUGCUUUGGCAGCUGGGUGCCAGAUGGGGUACUAAGCCACUCUGUCCAGGGUAUUUUAGCUACAAGGAUAGAUCGGUGAAUUCAAUCUUUACCCCACUGCAUUUUGGGUAACUAAUUAUGCUGCAGAUUUCUUUUAAAGAUGGCCUCUGAAUAACGAGUUUUAGAAUCUGAUCUAAAUCUUCCCUACUGUUGCGAUUUAUAUUAAGAAGAAUAGCAGAUUUCUACAUUCCUUGGUGCCCUAACCCGUGUCAUAUCCAUCUUUUACAAAGAAAUUUUCUAGCUAUUCUACUAAGUUAUAUAUUGCUAUUACACGACACUAAGCCAUUUAUCUUGCUCAAAUUAAAUCUAGAGUCAGCUCAUUUUUCAGUUCCAAUAAAAGCAAACUAGCGUGACAUGAGUGCAGAGAAAGAAAUCCCUCUUAGUAUAGGCCAUGCAUGACUAAUGAUAAAUCUGGUCCCUAUAGUAGAUAAAUGAUCCUCCAAUUAACCAUGGAAUGUCCAAAGCCAUAGUAGACUAUGCUUUGAUGUGACAUCUUUAGUCCUGCUGACGUCUAAGUUUAAAAGUCAGUAGAAAUCUCAAUCAAUUAUUCAUUCAAAGAUAGUGCUCAGACAGACUGGUGGUACACAUCUAUUUAGGAGAAAUAGGCACAAAUGGACAUAUUCAAUUGCUGUCAGCCAAAUGACAUACAUGUUCGGUUUGGCGUGUAUGUGUUGUCACUGGGGAGAGAAGAGAAAGCAGCCACCACACACCUCUGGUGGUGGCUUAUCUCCUAGGAGAACAUGAGGAUCAAGAGAAAAUAUUUAGCUUACCAGAUCCUUCACUGUCCUGACAUCAUCUGUCAUAGGAGAGUUACCCUUUAAAGGGAGUCUGUCACAUUUUUUUAGCGUCCAAGACCGCUCAUAUCACGUUAUUGCAUAGUUCACCUCAUUUAAGCAGUACCUGUUUUGUAUAUGUCCAAUGUAGAGAAGCUGAAAAAACAAGCUUAUAACGAUAUGCUAAUUAGGUCUCACAAGUGCCCACAGGUGGCGUUAUGGCCGCAAGUGCCCAGACCCCUUGCUGAUGUGCCUGCCUAACCACUCCCCUUGCAGUCCUCCGGCACGCUCUGCCCUCUUUGUUCCUAAUCCUCCUCUGCCUCUGAGAUCUCAUGCCUGCCCGGUCCACCGCCAAACUAGGAUGGUAGGGUGGGCCAGAAGACUGCAAGGGGAGUGGUUAGGCGAGUACAUCGGCGAGGGGCCUGGGCACUUGCGGCCAUAAGCAUAUAAUUCUAAACUCAUUUUUUCAGCUUUUCUACGUGGGACAUAUGAUAAAGGUACUGUUUAAACGAGGAGAAACUAAGCAAUAUGAGUGGUCUAGAACGCUAAAAGUAGGUGACAGACUCCCUUUAAUUCACCUGCAACACCACCACGAAGGAAAUUAUGUAUUGCAUAGUUUCCAUUUAGGCUGUCAAUAUUAUGCUGUUUGUAUUGGGUCCUCCAUUCUCCACACCACUUGAUAUACUGUAUAAGAUACUUCAAUGGGUAAACCCCCAAUUGGUGUACAUGACAAUGUGUAAACAGCCAAUCCCUUCUAUCUGAAUACUAUUGCUUAACAUUGAAUGCUAUUGAAUGCAAAUGACCCUCAUUAUUCUGUAAAAAUAAAAUUCUAAUUAGUAAGAAAAACAGCACAGCACCGCGGAAGGGGCUUUUUAUGUAUAUUGUAUAAGCUGUGUAUCUAUUGUACUUUUGCAGUUAAUAUAGCUUUUAAUUUAAGACUUAAAGAACUUUCCAUUUAAGACCUUUACAAAAGUAAUAUGGUUUCCAUUUUCUGUCAAUGUAUAUUAUAAUCGGUUGCAAUGAAUAAACAAAAUACCAAAGUUUCGAAAAGUUUAGUUACAACUAGAGAUGAGUGAAAUUAUAAAAAAUUUGAUUCAGCUGCUUUGCCGAAUUUUACAAAGGAAUUCGAUUUAUGACAAAUUACUUCAUCACGAAGCUCAUUCUUUGUAUGUAGCGGACGCAAUGACGGGCCGCCCCCCUUUCAUUGAACCCCUCAGAUGCCACGUUCAUUGCUGAUCGCAGCAUCUGAGGCUACUAUUUAGACCUUUUAGUGGUUAAUCAAGGUAAAAAUAAUUUUUUUAAAUGCUCACCUUAUCCAUUUGCUUACGUAGAGGCCGUUGUGGCCUUCUUGAAUGACGACACCAUGCGUUGACAUGAUGACGUCAUCACACUGGCCGGGCACGGUGAUGUCAUACUUCGCGUGCAAAUGGAUAAGGUAUGUACUUUCUUUGUUUUGAAUGCCAUUUUAGGGUAAGAUGAUAAUUCGUAGCACAUCAAAUUUUCCCUGAAAUUCGGAUCGAAGUCAAUCAAUUCUAUUCUCUCAACACUAGUUACAACUAAGGUAUUCUAAGAAUAUAAAACAAUGUAUUAGAAUGCAUUAGAACAAGGUUUUCCGCAGUACCUAGUCUGCUGUAUGACCAAGCUUAGUAGUAUUUUACCAUCAACUGUACCUGGAUGUUAAAGUGACAAGUACAAUGCUCCCUAAAUACUUAUUUUCACCACAAUUGCUGCUAUUUUGUCAUACAUAUUUUCUUUAUCAUCUCUUUAUAUGAAAUCUACGGUUUCUUGAUUCUACUCCACAGACCAGCAGUCCUACAAAUCUUUCUAAAGGCUUGCUGUAAGCAUCAUUUACAGGCCUCCAUUUGGCUCACUAUGGCAUCAGUUUGCAUUCUCUUUUUUAUGUUGGCUAUGUACUAUUUCCCUAACCGAUGUGUAUUGUUAUUAGUAAGAUGUUUGUCAUUGUGUGAUGUUGGUUAAGAAUACAGAGGCACUGAGAUAUGAUGUAUACAAAACCAAUAAAAUGCUGUACUAACAGGAAA
Molecule: messenger RNA, 7952 nt
Organism: Bufo bufo (common toad)
Lineage: Eukaryota; Metazoa; Chordata; Amphibia; Anura; Bufonidae
Gene: ISLR2
Product: immunoglobulin superfamily containing leucine rich repeat 2
Exons: 2
Coding region: 307-2340 (677 amino acids)
Molecular function (GO): protein binding
Source: RefSeq, a predicted model, not a curated record